Messenger RNA from Penicillium waksmanii, 795 nucleotides. RefSeq lists its product as uncharacterized. The coding region runs from base 1 to 795 and encodes 264 amino acids. The transcript is spliced from 3 exons. NCBI's taxonomy places the organism in Eukaryota, Fungi, Ascomycota, Eurotiomycetes, Eurotiales, Aspergillaceae. The record is from RefSeq and is a predicted model, not a curated record.
AUGGGCUACGCGUGUCGUAUUCACCUGUCAAAUCCAAGCCCAAAGCUGGAAGGCAAUGAAUUCCUCCAAGCUGAAGAGGAAGCAAAUACAUGGUGGGGAAUUGCAAUUUGCGAAAGAACCUUCUUCUGCGAGCUUGACGACUUUGAUCAGCCUUUUGCGGCAAGGUUUCCAGAUAUCCACACCCAACUACCAAGGGACACAUACUCACCAAACAACGAUAAUCAAUUCAAAACCAGCCAGUCUACAGAUACAGCUGAAGACACCGUUAGGAGUGGAGGAUACGCCUGCAUAGCACAAGCAGCUUGGCUAUUGGACCAAGUAUUCAAAACAAUCGAGCUCACGGAUAUCGAUGCCAAAUUAAUCCAACUUGAUGGACUCGACCAUACACUCCGUACGUUUCUAGCUAUCGUGAUGGAACGAUCCGAAGGGAAAUGGGGCAAGUUCUGUACCGCGAACGCAAUACUUAUCAGGGCGCUUUUCACUUUACACUGGGAAAUCCUCACACAAGUCCAAGAAAUGACCCAUUGUCGACAUAAAUCUCCUGAAGAAUGGCACAAGACAUCAUCCUCGGCAUUGGAUACCCUUGUGAAAAUUAUGGAGGAUAUUGCAGCUACACAGAAUGGGCAUUCUAUAUCUGUAGUUGAGUCAUUACCUCCAAGUCGGGCUUAUUUGAUGCGAGCAGCGCUUCGACAUAUUGAAGAUGCAGAGAUAAAAAGUGAAACAUGGGAACAAACCAAGACACAGCUGGAACUGUCCUUGGCGCAAUUUGAUCAACGCUGGGGUGCUAAUGUCUAA